CAACCAAGAAGUCACAUGGUUUACAGAAAGUGGGCUGCAAGUUAAAGAGCAGAGAAGAAGGCAGUGAGCUGCAGUCAGUCAGAAGAACAAACACAGUUUACAGUCAGUCUGUCAGCAGAUCCUCUCCUAACUUUAUUCAACCAAACUUUCAGCUGCAGUCUUUAAUGUAAACAGGAAGUAGAGUUCUGUUUACUUCCUGACUUGUGGAUGUUGAUCGAGCUGAGUUAGUGUCAGUGUUUACCUUCCAGUGAACAUGGCUGAACACAGCCUCUGCAGGAGGACAUCAGAGGGAACCGCAGCAAAUAUAAUGUGAAUAAAAUCUGAUCCAGUUUGAAUAAAGUUCUGAAGCUGUGGUUCUGUACAGUAAUCAGUGAGGCUCGGACAUGACUGUAGCAGCCCUCACAUUCAGUCAAUGACUGAAUCAGACUUUGACUUGAUCUCAUCUCUCCAUCAUGGCCACCGCUGACCUGCUGCUGGAGCUGAUGUUCUCCUGGAUCGAUCAGAGGGAGUGCUGUGCAAGGCAGCUGAAGAAACUGGCCAAUGAGCUGGAGUCACUCAGGGAUAUGUGUAACGGUGGUGAAUGUAUCGGCAACUCAGUGUCCGUGGUUGGGGCUGCAUGUCUACUCGGUGCCGGCGCAGCCACUUUGUUCACCGGUGGAGCAGCUGCUCCAUUUUUAGGUCUAUUAGGAGGAGUGUAUACAGGUGUAGGUGUCACCAUGUCUGUGGUUACUAAACUCACUGAACACUUUGUAUCAAGUGAUACCAUGAAAGAGGCUGAGAAGAUAGAAGAGAAGAGCAACAACAUUGCACAAAGAAUCCAGAAGCUGUUUGAUCAACUGAAGGCAGAGAUCAAGAAGGUUAGUCCCUCUGCAGAUCUAGAUGAAGUGGACCGAAGCGUCAUGACUAAACUUCUGGGAGCCAUGGCCAGACGAAGUGCACUGGAGAUGAAGAUCGGCUUUAGCAAACUUCAUGACAUGUUGCACCGUUCACCUCAUAAAGGCAUGAACAUGGACAUGUACAUGCAGCUCAACCCAAUCCCCAAACCCAUCUUCAACAUAAUGACAAGUGUUGUACUUCUCUAUUCGUGUGCUAUUUUAACAUUUCUCACAUUUCAAAAGAGGGGGAAAGGUAGCAAAAUUUUAUUGCUGAAGCAACCAAACGACUGAUCAAACAGAUGUCAACAACUGGAGUUAAAACAGCCUUUAAAGGAGGCGCCAUGGUGGUGGGCGGAGCUGUUGGACUGGCGUUUGCAUUUCCUGAGGCGGUUGACAACUGGAAAGAGGCGAUCAAGAACAAUCAUGUGACUAAAGCGAGCCAAUCACUGAAAGAUACAGCCGACGCCAUUCUAAAGAUGACCAGGGAACUGAGAGAACAGUUUGACAACAUGAGGAAAAUGUUGGUAGAUGUGGCAGAACAACAAGAACAAGAGAGAAUCGAGAUGGCUAGACGUCAACGAGAACAAGAGAGAAUCGAGAUGGUUAGACAUCAACGAGAACAAGAGAGAAUCGAGAUGGCUAGACGUCAACGAGAAAAAGAGAGAAUCGAGAUGGCUAGACGUCAACGAGAACAAGAGAGAAUCGAGAUGGCUAGGCGUCAACGAGAACAAGAGAGAAUCGAGAUGGCUAGACGUCAGCAAGAACAAGAGAGAAUCGAGAUGGCUAGACGUCAGCAAGAACAAGAGAGAAUCGAGAUGGCUAGACGUCAGCAAGAACAAGAGAGAAUCGAAAUGGCUAGACGUCAGCAAGAACAAGAGAGAAUAGAGAUGGCUAGGCGUCAAAAAGAACAAGAGAGAAUUGAGAAGGCUGAGCAUAAAAAAGAACAAGAGAGAACCGAGAAAGCUGAACGUCAAAAAGAACAAGAACAGCAAAAUAAACAGACAGGAAGUGAGCCGCAGAGAGGGAAUGAUCAGGGAGAUAAAGAGAGAGAUCAAGAAGAUGAAGAGAGUGAUCAGGAGGACGAAGAGAGUGAUCAGGAGGAUGAAGAGAGUAAUCAGGAGGAUAAAGAGAGUGAUCAGGAGGAUGAAGAGCGCCAACAGGUUGAUGACUUACCUAACAUAACAACCUUUGAAUACGUUGCCAGAGUUCUACAACAUGAUACGUGGAACGAGCCGAUCCUGUUCAUCAAUGUGUAUCGCCCCUCAAAAUACCUUACAAGGGCAAAACUCAGGGCAUUUCUGAAAGAGUUUCAAAGUCUCUUGGAUCAUUACAGAAACUACAACAACGUCAUUGUGGCUGGAGAUUUCAAUAUCUGGGUUGAUACUCCCGAAUUCAUUCCAUCCCGGUUUCUUGAAUUUUUGGAAAACAAUAACCUUGUUCAGCAAGUAAAUGAGCCAACACACAAGAAGAAUCACAUUCUGGAUUUGGUCAUGUCCAGAAAUGUUGAUAUCUCUGGUCUCUCUGUGCAGAACGACGGAAUAUCUGAUCAUUUCACCAUUUCCUUUAAAGCAAAACCAAAAGAUCAGGAGGGUAAAGCAGUGAAGGUGGGGUUGCUCAAUUGUCGGUCAGUGAAUAACAAACCAGAAAUGAUUUUUGAUCUCAUAGAACGAAACAAUCUGGACAUCUUUCUCUUAACAGAGACGUGGUCAAAAGACAACACCGCAUUCAAAGUUUUCACAGAGGCUUCACCAGAAGGUUUCAGUUUCAUUUAUAAGUCGAGGAAGGAGCGUAGAGGAGGAGGGGUAGCAAUUCUUAUCAGAAAAGAAUUAUUAAAACAAAUAAAUGAAAUGAAAUCCAAAAAACAAGAUCAAGACGAGUCAGUAAAACGAUUCAAAGAGAAUGAAGAAUAGAAAAUGAUCAUGGUCUAAGAACACUGACAACACUUAAAUAAAAUAUUGAAUGACAUUUAUUAUAUAGUGUGUUGGAGAAAGGCUGUCAGAGGGGGUUCAUUUAGAGAUUUUCUGUGUCUCUCAGCCGUCACUCAUACACAGACAGAGCACAGCUGCAGUUAAUUGCUCUGACCUGCAGCUAACCCUGGUUGCUUGGCAACCUCAAGCCUGCCUUUGACUAACUUUAUUGAAGUCUCUGUGCUACUGCAUUGUCAAUAAUAAUGUAUUGGCCACAGUCAGACACAUUCCCGGCCCUAAACAAUUUGGUGCCCUAGGCAAGAUUUAAGGCGGUGUCCCUCUUGCAUCACAGCACUGCCAAUUUACAUACAAACACACAAGAAACUAAAUAGCUUUGUCUUGGACAUUUUAUUUUAUUUUUACAAAACAAGUUGCCCAAUCAAAACAAUAAACACAAAGAUAAUAAAAUAAAAAAUACCAAUAA
This is a messenger RNA of Larimichthys crocea (large yellow croaker), 3266 nucleotides long. Its product is annotated as apical junction molecule-like. The transcript has 5 exons. Lineage: Eukaryota; Metazoa; Chordata; Actinopteri; Sciaenidae. Gene Ontology annotation, molecular function: catalytic activity. The record is from RefSeq and is a predicted model, not a curated record. The coding region runs from base 1175 to 2785 and encodes 536 amino acids.